AUGACGGAUCUUGCAGCGCCCGGCGAGCUCGCCGUGCAACCGCACUUCUCAUUCUUUCAAGCUCUGCGGCACGGAGCCAUCGCGUGGUCCGUCAAGGGCCUCGUCAACUCCAUGCUGACCUUCAGACAGCUGUCGCAAUGGUGGAACAAAGGCCCCAACGUGCCCGACAUGGUCAAGACAUAUCCGUGCCGGCCAUCGUUGCCCAUUAGAAUCUUCUUCCCCAAGGGUUACGAGCGCAACAGCAACACCAAGCUGCCCACGCUCUUCAUGGUCCACGGCGGCGGCUUCCUCGUCGGGGACCCGUCCGACGACGACCUCGUGAACCGGCGCUUCGCCGACACGCACGGCUUCCUGGUCAUCGAGCUCAACUACCGCAAGGGCCCCGGCUCCCCGUUCCCCGUCGGGCUGCGCGACCUCGAGGCGAUCCUCAUCGCGCUGUACAGCGACCUCAACGCCAGGGAGGACAUCCCGGCCACGGAGCGCCUGCCCAUCGACCAGGGCCGCGUCGCCAUCAGCGGCUUCUCCGCGGGCGCCUGCAUCGCCCUGGGCGCGUGCCAGCUGCCCUCGAUCCAGGAGAAGGUGCGCUUCUCCGCCGUGAUCCCCGUGUACCCCGUCGUCGACCAGAGCAUCAAGCCCGGCGAGCGCGCGCUGCGGCGCCACUACAAGACCACCUUUCCGGGGCUGCGGGGGAACCCGACGGACCUGCUGGCCCGGUUGUCGCCGUACUUUGUGUGGAGCUACCUCCCCUACGGCCAGGACCUGCGCGACCCGCUGCUCUCGCCCGCGUACGCGGCGCGCGAGGAGCUGCCCAGGGGUGUGUUCGUGGUCGGGGCCGAGCUCGACCAGCUGUGUCACGAGGGCUGGCGGCUCGCGUGCAGGCUCGGGGGUAAGAGGGUGCCGCCUGACUCCGCGGAGGAGAAGCCCGGCCAGGAGAUGCCUGCCGCGGAAGCGGGCAAGUUGAUCAUGGGCAACGGGGACGAGAGGUUCUACUGGGAGAAUGACGAGGAGGUGCAAGGGGUGAAGAAGUCGGUCCGGUGGUUGCUGAUCCCCGACGCUGUGCACGGGUUCAACCUGAUCCCGCCGAGUAUGCAUGCUGAUCCCGGGGCUGUGGAGGAUGCCAAGUCCAAGGCGAUUGCGUAUGAGAAGGUCGUGGCGGAGUGGUUGGUCAAUGUGAUCUGGAAGAAAUGA
Microdochium trichocladiopsis is the source of this 1188-nucleotide messenger RNA. Its product is annotated as Alpha/Beta hydrolase protein. The record is from RefSeq and is a predicted model, not a curated record. Lineage: Eukaryota; Fungi; Ascomycota; Sordariomycetes; Xylariales; Microdochiaceae. The transcript has 2 exons. Bases 1 to 1188 code for a protein of 395 amino acids. Gene Ontology annotation, molecular function: hydrolase activity.